AUGCCCGACGCAACCGACCCCGCUCCUGACACAAACAUGACCCCCUCCGUCAACAACCCCAGCUCCGGUUCUAGUCCGGCCCCGAUCAUCCUCCGCUCUGCCACCCAAGAGUCGGAGUUCAACUCUUUGAUCUUCUCCCGCAUCUUCAACCACCGCCGCCCCGAUUUAUCUUCCUCUACCAUCCGCUGGCAGCACUCCCGUCACCCAUACGCCUAUUGCAAGCCGCUGACUGUCUCUGACGUUGUGGCGUGUGUUGAUUUUGCUAGGAAAAAAGACAAGAGAAUUGCCAUCCGCAGUGGGGGCCACAGCUGGGCCUGUUGGUCGAUUAGGUAUGACUCGAUCCUGCUGGACAUGAUCGACUUUGAGGGAGGGGUUGGGUCGAUCAGAUGGGAACGCGAGAUGGGUGAAGGGGUGGUGAGCUGUGGUCCGGCUGUGACGUCGGGGGGGUUGAAUGAGUUUUUGGCGGAGGGGGGCAGGAUGUUUCCCGGGGGUCAUUGUCCUGAUGUUGGGUUGGGGGGUUUUUUGCUGCAGGGGGGGAUGGGGUGGAAUUGCAAGACCAAAAACAAAGACUUGUUUCACGCUGCUCGGGGUGCGGGGCCAGCGUUUCCUGCUGUCGUGACGAGGUUUUAUAUGAAAACUCUGUCUCUGCUCCCGAUGUGGCAGUCGCUUUAUUUCUUUGAUAUCACCAAGUUUAAAGAGGUGCUGGAGUGGUUGAUCAAGCUCUCCCCAACCGCCUCCCCAACCCUCGAAAUCGUCCUCGUCUCGUCCUUUGUCCCCCAAUCCUCCCCCACCCCAACCCUCACGGCAGUCUUCACCUCCUUUGCCCCCUCCCACACCGCCGCUCUUUCAGCCUUAACCCCCAUCCACACCUCCCUCCCCUGCCCCCCCUCCGCCAGCCCAAACCACCCCAGCCGCUUCUGCGAACCUACCUCCCUUCCAGAAGAAUACGCAGCCCAACUAGCCGGCAACGCCGCCCCCGGCUUCCGCACCCGCUCAGACAACGCCUACCUCUCCAACGACCUCUCCCCGGCACAAGUCGCUGCCGCGCUUGACCCAGCGUUUUCAUCCCUUCCGACAAAGCAGAGCACCGCGCUGUGGUUCUCGAUGAAUCCUACUUCGAGAAGGGUAUGGAAGGGGAACAUGAUGCUUAGCAUGCAAUCUGAUCAUUAUUUUUCUGUGUAUGCUGUUUGGGAGGAGGAGAAGGAUGAUGGGGUGUGUGAUGGCUGGGUGAGGGAUGUUUUUGCCAGAUUGGAGGAGCAGGAGGGGACUCUUGCUGGGAGUUAUCUUGGGGAUGCCGACUUUCAGUUUAGAAAGGCGGGGGGGAAGUUUUGGGGGGAGGGGAGGGGUGAUCCGCGGGAUGUGAAGGCGAAGUGGGAUGGGGAGGGGAGGAUUUGUGGGCUCUUGGAGGGGCAUGAGGCGUUGGGUGAGGGGGUGAGGGGGUGA
Molecule: messenger RNA, 1443 nt
Organism: Podospora anserina S mat+
Lineage: Eukaryota; Fungi; Ascomycota; Sordariomycetes; Sordariales; Podosporaceae
Exons: 3
Coding region: 1-1443 (480 amino acids)
Molecular function (GO): FAD binding; oxidoreductase activity
Source: RefSeq, a predicted model, not a curated record